Messenger RNA from Salvelinus sp. IW2-2015, 2542 nucleotides. RefSeq names its product transmembrane protein 51-like. Gene Ontology annotation, molecular function: protein binding. NCBI's taxonomy places the organism in Eukaryota, Metazoa, Chordata, Actinopteri, Salmoniformes, Salmonidae. The record is from RefSeq and is a predicted model, not a curated record.
UUAUUUUUCUCCCUCAACUCUGCUUACUUUGCUAUAUCUCCUGGGCUGUUAGAUUCCAUAGACACAACAGGACAAAGCAUAAAUCAAGAAAGACUGGAGGAAUGGUUUAGAAAAUGUUGUGAAGGAAACUGAGCAGAAUGCAUACCUGUUGCUCUGUUUUGCCAGACACUCACUGAGAUUUAAAACACCUGUUCUGGGCAGAUAGUAUAGGCUAUGGGUUGUGUUUGCACCUUUAUUGUGCCACGAAGAUAAGUGCGAACACAAAGCAGCCAUAGAGAGGAGUCCCUUUCAAGGAGCCAGCAGGACAAUUCCUCCAUUCUUCUGUAUCCUUACCUUGGGAUAUGACUAGUCUCUUAUUCUUAAUGUAAUUAUAAGUCAUUCUUCAUGUGGUGCCGGGAACGAAUGCGAGCAAUUUUCUAGCAGGACUGAAGACAGCUUAGGGAAUUGUCAUUGUGUGAUUUAACAAAGUAAUGUAGAUCUGCUAGGUAAGAGGUAAUAGUCGAACAUCUUCACAUUGUGCCCAGACAACAUCUGCUACAGUAUAAGCCUGAUGACAAAAACGUUGAAAUGAUAAGCAUGCAAGGAAUCCAUGAUAAGGAGAGGAUAACCCUGGUAUUUGUGAUGAGUUAUGUGAUUAUUGCUACUGGAUGAUUUUCAAGUUACUUUAUAUGUUGACCAUCUUUUAACAAUAAUACCUUUGUCACUAAGGGACGAUAUCAUUUGUUUAUACAGUACAAGUUCAUGCCAUAGAAGCUUUAGACUGCCAUCUGCUGGCAUAUUCCCUAACAAAACAAAGGGGAUAAUACUUAUGAGGGAGACGGCACUCCUACAUGUUGAUCAGUUAAUUAACUCUCCCUGUUUAACUAAUUAACCUUACUAGACUCCUAUAGCUGCAUUAUGACUGUACAGGUUUUCUCCUCUCUAUUAUCAAGCAGCUGGACUUGCAGGCUAAUAUUGACAGAUGAGGCGAAUUUAACGUACACGGACAAACUGUUUUUAACAGCUUCUCUUUAAAGGACUUAGUAAGUACAAACAUUUGUUUGACACUGUGGAUAGUUUGUUUACAAGCUUUUCUGAGGCUUGGCAAACGAUUGGCUAUGCACAAAAGCUGUCAAGUAGCCAAAGUGUGUUAUUCCAUUAGAAACUACUCUCUCUUAUAAACAGCACACUCUGUCUUAUAAACAGCAGCCAAAUAGCAGGGCAAGGGCUUUCUAUCUCCUUUUGGUUACUAUGGUCCUUGUUUGUUCUAUAGAAAACCCACUGCCCCCCCUACUACCACUCUCCCACCUUUCAAAACACCCCUGCUCAUAUCUUUCCUCCCACUCCCCCUCGCCCACCUAUCCAGACUCAGACAGUAUCUCAAGCCCCACCCGCCUCAGUCUCAGCCUUUCUGAUGGGGAGGAUCAGCUGGACCGCCUCCAGCAGGUGGAGCUUGCCCGGGGCAUACACAUGUCGCUGUGGAGGGCAAGCAGGUGGAGCUUGUCCGUCUCAUGGCGAUGCCCAUGUACAUUCGCGGCUGCUCGGAGAAUGUGAAGAGUGGCAAGGUGCUGCUGGGCCUGUCAGAUGAGGACCUGGAGCUUGGGUUAGGGGUCACCAGCUCCAUGCCCCGCAGGAAGCUCCGGCUGGCCAUCAAAGACUACAGGGACGCUGAAAACGGCAGGGGGCUGUCAAAGGCUGCAGACAUGGACCACCACUGGGUGGCCAAGGCCUGGCUGAUCGACGUGGGGCUUCCGCAGUACUCGCAGGCCUUCCACACACACCUGGUGGACGGGUGCAUGCUCAACUCUCUGACACAACGUGAUCUGGAGAGGUCCCUCGACGUCACCAAGAAGGCCCACCAGGUCAGCCUGCUGCUGGGCAUCGAGCUGCUGCACACGCUCAACUUUGACAAGGAGUCUUUGACUGAACACCAGGAGGGCCUACAUUUUGGGGAAAAUGCGCAGUACAGGCACAAGUGGGGUGCCCCCGAACCCCCCUGUAGCCAGAAACCACAACAACAGUCCUGGAAACUCGGGUUCCCAGUAUGCCUUGUGUGCCCUGGGGGUGGGACUGGUGGCCCUGGGCAUCGUCAUGAUUGUGUGGAGUGUGGUGCCCUCCGACACGGCCGGGAACAACAGCGGUGGCACCGGAGGAGGCAACCCCAAACCAGACAACAGGGGCAGGGCUUCGUCGGUGGCCUUUGUGCUGGUCGGGGCUGGGGUGGUCAUGCUCAUGCUGUCCCUGUGCCUGGGGAUGAGGAACAAGCAGCGGGAGCAGCGAGUGCUUCAAGAGGCCCAGACUCUGGGGGCAGACAACGUAGCUGCCAGCGAGGAGGACGGAGAGACGGCCGAGGAGCGAACCCAGAGGUACACCGUGCCCAGCUACGAGGAGGCAGUGGGCAGRGGCCAGUACCCCAUACGCCAGAGCCACCUGCGCCACAGCUCCUCCCAGCUUCCCUCCUACGAUGACUUGGUGGACGGUGUGCAGAUAGAGGUCGAAGGGUCAGAGGUCACCCAGAUGACAGCCACUUCCGCUAACCCUGCCUCCUCUGCUGCUGCGCCUA